Messenger RNA from Dreissena polymorpha, 2396 nucleotides. RefSeq names its product RCC1-like G exchanging factor-like protein. The record is from RefSeq and is a predicted model, not a curated record. The transcript has 13 exons. The coding region runs from base 319 to 1704 and encodes 461 amino acids. NCBI's taxonomy places the organism in Eukaryota, Metazoa, Mollusca, Bivalvia, Myida, Dreissenidae.
GGAAACUAGUCUGGCUCUGCGGAUAUCAUUUUCUGAUUUCUUCAAGAUGUUCCAUUGUUUUAAUUAAGAACAAUUGACCUAUACAGACAUAUGGUUUAGAAAAUUAUUAAAUUGACACAUUAACUAAUAAAUCACUAUAUAACCUGUUUUCCUAUCUAUACGUAAGAAAAAUACACUGAAUACGUUCUUUUUGUAUAAAUUAUCAAGAACCAGACUAACUUUUUUGUUGUCUCGUUUUCAUUCCAAGAUGUCAGCCUCCAUGAACUGACUCGGGGAAGAUAAACCUGCAGCAAGACCAGAACUGAAAUAUCCUAUACAAUGUCUGGCAUUCAAAUAAUGAGGAACAAAGCAAUGAUGUCGAUGGUGUGUGCCAGAUGCUUCAACACAAUUACGAAGCGCUUUGCGAGUCGCCGUGCGGAACGACAGCAAAAGCGUGAGGCCAGAAUGCAAGAGGUGAUCCAAGAGAAAGGUGCACUGUCUGAAGCAGCUGAACGUGUGUACGUGUGGGGACAUGCUGCGACUGGAGCUCUUGGUGUGAGUACAUACCUAAGGCCAGAGUCUCGUGUUCAUUUCCCUCUGCCUGAGCAACAUAGACCAGCCCGGCUGCGAUUCAUGGACGAAAAUCACAUAGAGGUCUACGACAUCGCAUGCGGAUAUGGGUUCACCCUGUUUGCCACCAAGCGUAACAGACGGUACAUGGUGAUGGGCACUGGUCUCAACACAGAUUCACAGCUUGGCUACCAUGAGUACCCCAAAAACUCUGGUCGUGUGCUGGACUACAUCAUAGAACCAGUGCCUAUUUCAUUGCCGGGGAUGACUGAUGACAAGUUGAUGAACGUCAAACAGCUUGCGUGCGGCAGAGCUCAUAGCUUGUUCCUUACAAAGGAAGGGGUGUUUGCCCAGGGGAACAAUUCUUAUGGACAGUGCGGCAGAUCUAUUGUAGAGGGGGAGAUAUUCCAUAAAGUCUCAAAUAUACAGAAGAUUGAGGGUUUACCAGAUAAUAUUUCAAAGAUGGUAUGCGGGGCGGACCACAGCCUGUUCCUCACAUCAGACGGCAAGGUGUACUCAUGCGGGCUUGGUGCAGACGGACAGACGGGUCUUCAGACUUACGAAAACGUUGGCCAGCCUGAAAGACUCAAAGGAGAUAUUGAUGGCGUAAAGAUCAGGGACAUCGCCUGCAGAGCUGACUGCGUGCUGGCCGUUUCGGAAGCUGGCGACGUCUUUGGGUGGGGAAAUUCCGAAUACAGCCAGUUGUCUAUGGUUACUUCGGAGACGCAGGUCAGCAUGCCGACUCAUCUGCCGGUGAGGAAUUGUGGGAAAGUGAUGCAAGUGGCAACGGGUGGAUCGAUAUGCGCUCUGUUAAAUGAGAAAGGCGAGGUAUAUGUUUGGGGCUACGGGGUACUAGGAAAGGGGCCCAAAGUGGACAUGCUGCAGUCUCCUAGCCUCCUGCCCCUGCCACUAUUUGGGGUCAACGAGCUGCAGCCAGAGGUCAAGGUCACAGAAGUCAAGUGUGGGAUGAGUCACUUUGCAGCUGUCACAGACCUAGGUGAUGUAUACACGUGGGGUAAAGGCAAAUACGGUGCCUUGGGGUUACAGAGGGUUACAGUGCAGUAUUUUCCAUUAAAGAUUGCUUUACCUGCCUUUACCCAUAGAGUAGAAUGUGGAGUGGACCACACAGUAGCGCUGAGUCGAUCAUAUGCAUAAAAUAAAGUGUGGUCUGGUGUGGGACUGAAAUUUGGAAAACAUCAUUUCAAACAGAGUGGACCAGAUUCAAUCGUUGGCAUAAAAUAAACUGCGGACUUGAGACCAUCAUUUCAAUGCCAUUGGACUAGAUUAGAUACAAUCAUAUGCUUUGAAUAAACUUCAAACAAGUGUGAGGCUGACAUUUUGUGAAAUAGUACUUUGAUGGGGGUGGACCAUACAAAAAGCCUCAAGUUGAUUGUAUGCAAAGAAUAAAAUGUGGUCUGGUGUGGUGCUGAAAUUUGAAAAAUAAUUUCCAUGGGAACAUGCCAUACAAAGACACUGACUAGAUCCUUUGUCUAGACUAAACUGUGAUCUGAUGUGGAACUGAAACAGCAUUUACCGUACGUCUUCGCUUAUAAGACGGUUUUUUUUUCCAGAAAUUUUAAGGGAUAAAGUGGGGGGGUCGUCUUAUAAGAGCGUCCUCAGAAAAAACUGAAUUUUUUUUACCGAUUUUUGCGACGUGAUAACCGUAUUUCUGGUGACGAUAAGAAACUACUUUCAUUUUGACAGCAGAUACGCCGCUUAUAUCAUUAUGUUUUUAUCUAUCUGUUUAGAAUACUCGCGAGUUUAUUAUCGAAUACAAAUUAAAAAUAUAGAUUUCUUUAAACAUAUGUGUAUAAAUAAGUAAAAACUGUUAUCAGUGUGUUCUAUUA